UUCAAUGAUCGCGAACUGUUCUGCACCCGGUUGAUAUUUGCUUUCUAAACAAUUGAUUUCGCGCAUUUUUGGCCGUCUUAUUUUCUUGAUACUUUAUUUUCUAAAGGCGGGUUUAGGAGCUGAGUACAGCAGCAUUUUUUUCCUGCGUUUAUUUGUCAAAAAUUGCACUACCAAUCGACAAUCUUCGUGUUGCAGUUUGUAGCUUCGGCGAAUAUGCUAUGAGCCUCGAUCACUCCACUGAACAUGAUAGUUUCAAAAGCAGAGAACAAAAUAAUGAAACAGGAUUAGAAGAUAUCGAACCAAGUCUACCCGAUUCAAGAAAACUCACCCAGCCUCCUGCGGAAUACAUGGAUCUCAUAGAAGUCAACAAAGAUAAUAGAAAAGCACAAAGAACAGCUCCAGGUGCUGAUUAUGUGCCUCUUCAUCCGUUAACACGCUGCUGGGAAGUUCCAAGACAUCACGUGACCAUAGAAAAAAUUAUUGGUAAAGGUGCUUUUGGUCAGGUUGCCAAGGGAACAGCGGUAGGACUUAGAGGGAGUCCUGAAACGACUACAGUGGCUAUUAAAAUGCUGAAAACAAACGCUACUGAAUCGGACAAGAGAGAUUUGAUGUAAGAACUUGACACAAUGAAGCAGCUGAAACCACAUUCUUACGUCAUUAAACUUCUGGGAUGUGUUACAAAAUCUGGUAUGCUUUGGUUAUGCGGGUCUAAUUUUAUUGUGCACAUUUUGCUUAU
This is a messenger RNA of Pocillopora damicornis (cauliflower coral), 736 nucleotides long. RefSeq lists its product as uncharacterized. NCBI's taxonomy places the organism in Eukaryota, Metazoa, Cnidaria, Anthozoa, Scleractinia, Pocilloporidae. Gene Ontology annotation, cellular component: signaling receptor complex; plasma membrane. Gene Ontology annotation, biological process: cell surface receptor protein tyrosine kinase signaling pathway; protein phosphorylation; positive regulation of kinase activity. Gene Ontology annotation, molecular function: ATP binding; transmembrane receptor protein tyrosine kinase activity; protein binding. The record is from RefSeq and is a predicted model, not a curated record.